UUUCGCAAGAAAUGAAAAUGAAAAUUUAUGUUGAGGACACAUAAUUGCACGCAAUAGAGUUGAAUCGACACAGUUAUCUUACAAUUUUGGAUUUGUAAUAUCUUCUUUUAUAAUUACAUAAACAAACUAUUUAUCAAAACGUGGCAGUAUAUCAUACCAUAAGGACAAAAAUAUAUUUAUCGGAUCAAAUGACGAGUUUUCCUAACGUCACGCGACGGAGAUAUGCGCGUCAAGAGGCCGCAGGAAGAUGAAUAUAUUGAAAUGUUGAAUGGAAAGUAGUCAUGAGCUGAUUAAACAAAAUGAAGAAAUCACAUAAUUUCUCUGUGGAUGUUAACUCUACAGAUUACCUCGACCUCACGAGGCGACUGUAUAGAGGUGUAACAGAUAUAGCUAAAAAACUCGAUGAUCAUAGAGCUGCAGCAGUAACAAUACAAGAUCUUUUUACGGCGUCAGAAGAAAUUUUACGGACUAAACUUAAGGAUUAUUGUGAAAGAUUAAUCUUUCAUGAUCCUGUUGGUCAUGCUAAAAAAAUUGAAGAAUUGCUAUGGAGAAGAGCCUUUUAUGAUGUUGUAUCAACAGCUAAAAAACUCAGACAAGGAAAUGUUUGGAACGAAGUGGAAAAAGCUUUGCUUUCUACUCACUUAUCAGUAGGUGUGGGAUUUUACCAUCAUUUAAUUCUAAAAUUACAAUUAGAAUGUAAUCUGGAUAUAGUAAGUGUGGAUUUGAUAUCUUCUCGUCACGAUGCUUGUCUAUUAGACAACGAUAACGAGUGUGUGUCAUUGAAGUUCCAAUCAAAAGAAGCGCAGCAGUGUGUGAUCCGUUUGAUCCAUCGAAGUCUCAUUUGUCUGGGUGAUUUAACUCGAUACAAGAUAGAUCUAGAUCCUAAUUGGGAUCCUAUGAUAGCUAUGAGAUAUUACAAAAUGGCUAUAGGGAUUGACCCAAACAUUGGUAUGCCACACAAUCAAUUGGGUACAAUCUCUGGGAAUAAAAAUUACGGUGUAGACGCAGUAUAUUACUACAUGAGAUGUAUUUUAUGUCCGGAAUCAUUUGAUGGAGCAGAAGGUAAUCUUCAACGGAUUAUAUCAGCUCACUUAUUUACUGGAAAAGAAAAAUUGCCAUCUCAACGUUGCGCAGCAAAAUUAUUUUCAUUAUUCCAAAAAUGGAACAAUGAUUUAUCUAAUAGCAAUCGAGUCAAUGAAGAUUGCGAAGAUUUAUUGAUGGAUAUUAAAAAUUGUUUAAAUACGGAGAAAAUCGAGGAAAAUAAACCAACUCUUGAUAAAUUAUUGCAACAUUGCAAGUUAGAACAGAAUUCUUAUCUAUCUGAUGAUGUUGUUUUUAAAAUGAUAGCGAUUUGUUUGAUGUCAAUUUUAAAAUUGCGUGAAAAAGAAUCUUCGCAAGUUCAUGCUGUUAUUGCUUUUAUUCUUUCACUUCUUUCUCAAUUGAUUCAAGUUGUAAUUGAUAAUCUUCAAGAAUUCAUGAUUAAUCUACCACAUCUCAAUGGUCAAAAUAAUGGAGAACAUGACUACAAUAAUGGUUUGAUAAAUGAAGAGGAUAAUGUAGAGGCAGAAAGUGCAUUGGUAUGUAAAGAUAAUAACACACCGAAUGACGCUACUUCGCAAAAUGGAGAAAAUUGUGUUGACGUCAAUGAAAAUACAAAAAAAGUCAAUGGUACAGAGUCCAAUAUUCAAAAUGGACAUUCAACCAAUGGAGAUAUGAAAAAGCCCAGAUCAAAACCUAAAAAAAAUUUACUGAGUAAAUUAAGACGACCUAGAAAGUAUGUAAACUCUUCAGAUUCUGAUGCAAGUGAUUUUGAUGGUCCUUAUUUAGAUACUUCAGGCGAAGAAAUGAAUUCUGAUCUAUCAGAUACGGAUGAUGAAGAUGGACUCAGUGAUUGUAUUUUAUCAGAUAAUUUAACAGAUGAUGACGUUCAUGAAGAAGAGGAAGAAAAUUCAGAUGCUGAAGUUGGAGUAGAAUUAAAUGGAGCAAUUAAAGCAAUUGAACCUCAAGAAUCCCAAAAAGAUGAAGUAAAAGAUGAUGUUAAUGUUAGCGAAUCUAUUAGUGCUGUUUCAGUAAGAAAAUACGAUUCCGGAAUUUCAAUUGAGCAACAUAGUAAGUCUAACACAACUGUAGACCAAAUGGUUAUCCUUAAAAAGCAAACAUUAAAUUCAGAAGAUUUAUUAAAAGUUUUAUCGAAAAAAGAAUUACUUUAUUCUAUAAAGAUUUGCUUCGAUUGGCUCAGAGGGAAUCCAGAUAUCAUCAAAAUGGUCGCUAAAAGUUCAAGAAUGUUAUUACAUCGAAUUUCAAUUUUGUUAAAUUUAAUUAAUGUUGACACAGAAGCUCUUCUAAAAACAUGGGAUGGUGAAUCAAUAUUUUUAACUAAUAGUAGCAAGCUAAAUGAAUACGUUAAUAUCGUGCCGUUGCGAGAAGAUAACGAAAUGAGAGGUUUACAAAUUUUACAAACAGCACAUCAGGAUCUUAAUUGGCAUAUAUUGCGAAAAUAUACGAUGCGGAAACGAGAAGAAACAUUGUUGAGAAUUUUGAAGUUAAAUACUUUUGGAAAAUAUUUAUGCAGUAUUGAAGAAGUGGGGAUGAAGUUUGAUGAAGAUCAGAAUAUUUUUCUUAUGACUGAUCCAAAACCAAUAGAAACAUCAAGAAUAGAACAAAUGAAUGAUGAAAAUAAAAUGAAUCCAGAACAAGUUCGGGGUAAAUUAAUGCGUCAUAUGGGGAGAUUAUGGUUGAAAGCAGAAGUUAGUGCACUUGAGAACCGAUUAAGAUCGAAACUUAUGUCCCCUUAUCUGGUUCCGGAUCAUGAAGCAUUAACUAAAUAUACGCCAGUUCUUAAACGUUUAGUUUUUGCAAAGAAAUUUAUUGUCAUUAUACCUUCAGUUGUUGUAUCAGCAUUGGAUGAAAUGAAAAAAACUAGUGGCCGAGCCCGUGAAGCUAUAAGAUGGUUGGAGAAUCAACUACAAAAAGGGUCACGUUUCUUAAGAGCUCAAAGACCACAUGAACGUACAGCCCUUCCAUAUAUCAAAGGACCUAGACCUAAAGACAAAGAAGCUUGGGUAUUCUUUCAAAUUGUCGAAUGCUGCUACUACUUUACUCAACAAAAUAAGGUUGGCUUGAACAAUGAAUCGCCAGUUGUCACUCUGCUAACUGGUACAAGUCCAGCUGAAAGAAAAAUGUCGACUUUCAAUGCUGAUGGUUUAAUAAAAACUGCAGGAGUAAAUCUGGAGCAUAUUCAAUCAUUUUAUAUGAAAUGGAAAACAUCGAGUAAAAGUCACGGUUGAAGAUCAGUAUCCAAAUAAACUUGUGUUUCGACUAUUGUUGACUUGCGUCAAUAGAAUAUAACACCUUACACUGGAAGCCAUCGUUUAUCACCAUAAAAACCUGAUGGACACCCAUUAAAUUAGCGGGUUGGAAACCCGAGAACCAAAAAAAAAAA
This is a messenger RNA of Chelonus insularis, 3442 nucleotides long. RefSeq names its product Smg5 nonsense mediated mRNA decay factor (gene Smg5). Gene Ontology annotation, cellular component: telomerase holoenzyme complex. The transcript is spliced from 7 exons. Gene Ontology annotation, biological process: nuclear-transcribed mRNA catabolic process, nonsense-mediated decay. The record is from RefSeq and is a predicted model, not a curated record. NCBI's taxonomy places the organism in Eukaryota, Metazoa, Arthropoda, Insecta, Hymenoptera, Braconidae. Gene Ontology annotation, molecular function: protein binding; telomerase RNA binding; telomeric repeat DNA binding. The coding region runs from base 300 to 3287 and encodes 995 amino acids.